Molecule: messenger RNA, 1012 nt
Organism: Owenia fusiformis
Lineage: Eukaryota; Metazoa; Annelida; Polychaeta; Sabellida; Oweniidae
Source: the annotation of a GenBank genome assembly
UACUCUUAUGAAAUUUACUCUACUCGUGCGACAAAACAAAGCGUUAGCUGUUUACUACCAUCUAGGCAAUGAGCCAACUCAACUGACUGCCAACAGACUGUUACAAUUUAAAAAUAAUAGUGAAAUUCAAGCCAAUAAAACUAAUGACGAUGGAUUAUUUAUCAUUUCAUUCCUCGUUCCUAGCAACCUGAAGUUUGAGGAUUAUCUCGAUAUUAGUCGAACAAAAGAUGAUACCAACGCCGAUAUGUUUGGCCAUUGUUUUCUAUUUGGGCUGCUUUAAAGACAGAGCUCAUGUGGCAGGCGCACGUGACAUGGAUGGUCUUGGUUUGCCACACGGUUUUCAACACCAGGAGAUGACCAUUGAAAUAUGCACAAAUUACUGUCGUACAAGGGGCUUCAAAUAUGCUGGUGUCCAAUGGGCGUAUAGUUGUUACUGUGCAGACAAGUUUGGAAAAUAUGGGAAUGCCGCAGAGUCUGCUUGUAAGAUGGCUUGUAAGGGUAAUCCUAACCAGGACUGUGGGGGAGACGAAAGGAAUGGCAUCUUCUUAGUCAGAUAAAUCCAGUGAUUCACCUGACUGACCAUUACAUACGUGUACAUACAAAAUCAAAUCACAUUUUGAUGGUAUAAUGACAAUAAUUAUAAAUAAAAUAUAUUGAACAUAAAUGUGUUCGAAUUAGCAUUCUUAUUGGGACAGCUCUAUAAGGGAUGACACUAAUACAACUAUGGACAAUGAAGAUAAUCCCAAAACCUUUGCAAAUGAAACUUUUUCAGUACUUAAGAAAAAGUAGUUUUGUGGAAAGGUGAGCAUUAAUGUUUUGAAAUGUUUGAUAUCUGAGAGUUUUAUUUUCACUUUUUGAAGUUUAAUAACUUCUGUAUUUGUUCAGCUGCCAAUUACUUUUCAGGUAUCAAAUAUGGGGUUGUAACUGAUUAUUUUAAUGAAAGAGGUAAUUUCAUUUGUUUUCAUAUAAAGAACAAAAAUACAUUUAAUUUUCGAUGUGCCUUUUUAUUCCA